This is a messenger RNA of Rodentolepis nana, 939 nucleotides long. Lineage: Eukaryota; Metazoa; Platyhelminthes; Cestoda; Cyclophyllidea; Hymenolepididae. The record is from the annotation of a GenBank genome assembly.
AUGCUUCGCAUAUCGUUACAAAUCUAUUGGUUUUGGUUCAAAGACUCGAUUACCAGACAAUUUAGAGUUUUCUCAUCACUUAUUUUAUAUAUUCUGAGUUAUUUCACCCUCAGAGUUCGACAGCAAACUAGGUCGAUAAUGCAGUAUCAAAGUGUAAGGUAUAAUAUUGUACCAUUGUCCCCUCUUUCCAAACUCCAGCUUUGUAAGUUCUUUUAUGCGUUUCGUAUUUUCGUAACGAUCUAUUUCCUCGAGUUGAAUUUUGUACCACUUUCAGGUCUUCAAAGACGCAAAAUUAUGGUUAUUGAUCUAGAUGAAACGCUUAUUCACUCUGUUCUUGAUGGAGUUUCUAGGCCUCAACGAGGAGGUCCACCGCCCGAUUUUGUGCUCAAAGUGGAUAUUGAACACCAUCCAGUUCGGUUUUCUGUACACAAACGACCCCAUGUAGAUUAUUUCCUCAGCAUUGUCAGCCAAUGGUAUGAGUUAGUGAUAUUCACCGCUUCGCUUGAGAUCUAUGGCGCGGGAGUAGCGGAUCAUUUAGACAAUGGCCGACACAUCUUUCAACGACGCUACUAUCGACAACACUGUCUCUAUGACAGCGGUAGUUACUCCAAAGACCUCUCACGUGUCUCCACCGACCUCUCUUCCAUUUUCAUUCUUGACAAUUCACCCGGCGCCUACCGCUCAUUCCCCGACAACGCCAUCCCUAUUCAAUCCUGGUUUUCCGAUCCACAAGAUACCGCUCUCCUCUGUCUCCUGCCAGUUCUAGAUGCCCUUCGUUUUGUCUCAGAUGUGCGUUCCAUUUUGAGUCGUAAUUUGCAUCGAGAUGUUCAACCUCUGGAACCUAUAAGUAGUUCAGUGAUUAAUAGAGCCUUCGAAGAGAAAGUUGAGGUCGUGCACCGUAUUCUUGCUGCGUUCGUGUUCUCUCAUGUUUCCGCGUAG